Messenger RNA from Electrophorus electricus (electric eel), 5195 nucleotides. It is a transcript of the gene stard13a, whose product is annotated as StAR related lipid transfer domain containing 13a. Gene Ontology annotation, biological process: regulation of Rho protein signal transduction; actin cytoskeleton organization; signal transduction. NCBI's taxonomy places the organism in Eukaryota, Metazoa, Chordata, Actinopteri, Gymnotiformes, Gymnotidae. The record is from RefSeq and is a predicted model, not a curated record. Gene Ontology annotation, molecular function: GTPase activator activity; protein binding; lipid binding.
UGAACACCUAGGGUUUUGAAAUAAUGUGAAAAGCCACUACAGCCACUCCCUAGUUUGUGUGUGUUUGUGUGUGUUUGUGUAUGUGAGUAGGUUUGUGAGUGGGAUUGACUGGAAUGUAGAACACGUGCAGAGCUGCGUCUUUGUGAAAACUGAAGUUUCCAGGAGAUAAGACACGCAGGCUGACAGAUGGCCACAUGAGGUGUCCAAGUCUUUCCACUGCUCUGAUUCUCCAGACAUCAGAGAGAAGGAAAGACACUGUAACACAGAGACAGAGAGAGAGAGAGAGAGAGAGAGAGAGAGAGAGAGAGAAAGAGAAAUGGACGUGAUGAGACUGGAGCUAGGAGAAGAGUGUGUGGACAGCGAAAGUUUCAUCAGAAUGUCUCCUGAGACUCAGGACAUUUACCUCAGGCUGGACAGCCACCACAGGAGCUCAGGACUGCGUCUGGCUCGGAUUGUCGCCCGGCAACAGCUCCUCCAGAAGAUAGCGAGAGAAAUUGAAGCAAAGGAGGCCUGUGAUUGGUUGAAGGCCGCGGGGUUCCCACAGUAUGCCCAACUCUACGAGGAUUCCCAGUUUCCCAUUGACAUAUGUGCUGUCAAGAAGGACCAUGACUUCCUGGACAAAGAUCUUGUGGAGCCCCUCUGCCGGCGACUCAACACUCUGAACAAGUGUGCCUCCAUGAAAGUGGAUGUGGGCCUGCCUAAGAAGAGAAGUGAGGACUCGGACGAGGACGACUUGCUGGCCAUCAGCAACAGAUGGACCUUUGAGUGGAGCAGCCGUCGCUGGUCUCGCCUGCAGGACAUUGACCUCCUCCUGGGCGGAGCAGAUCGGCGGAGCCCUGCUCAGGGGCGGGGCCUGCGCACAACCGUGAGCAGCGAGAGCGUCCUGACCGACCUUAGCGAGCCCGAGAUCUGCUCACUGCACAGCGAGGACUCACUGUCCGUUGUGCCCGACUCCGCCUCCUUGUGCCCCCUGAGUGUGCCCCGGGACCGGCCCCGCUACGGCUCGCUCCCUGCUAAGGGUGGGAGGCACGGGCGCAUGCGCGCCAAGGACUUCCUGCGGCGGAUGGAGACGCUGGGGCGCUCGUGGGGGCCACCGCGUAGCCGGCGCUCCCUGGCCAUCAGCAGGCCCAUCCUGCAGGGGGAGCCGGAGUCGCUCAAAAUGCUGCGCUGUGUCCCCAUCGUCAAUGGCCAGCCUUCUCCUGCUGGAAACACGCCCCCUGCCGGCACACACCUGGCCAUGCUCACCAGCCAAUCAGAAAACAGCCAGUCGGAGACCAGCGGCAGCACGGGGAACACGCUCCACCUAAAGGAGCAUGUCUCCAAGCCCUGUGUUGCCAGCAAGUGUGCUGGCGUGUACCUGGAAGACCUGGAGGUGCUCUCCUGCGCCGCACAGAGGAGGAGGCCCGCAGAGCAGGGCCACAGGAGCGAGUUCCAUUCCUACGAGGACCUGGUGGUGCACGUCCCAAAGGACCACAAACCAGGCACCUUCCCCAAGGCGCUGUCCAUUGAGAGCCUGACCCCCGCCUGCGGGGAGGCGGGCAGCUGGAGGGUACAGGGGGCGGGGCCGCAGCAGGGACGGGGCAGGAAGGGGCUGGCGAGGGAGGCCCGACCCGUAACGCGCUGCCGCCCCCGGAGCAGCCGGAUCAGUGUGUAUGACAAUGUCCCAGGCUCCCAUCUGUACGCCAGCACCGGCGACCUCAUGGACCUGGAGAAGGAGGACCUGUUCCCGCACCUGGACGACAUCCUGCAGCACGUGAACGGCCUGCAGCAGAUCGUGGACCACUGGUCCAAGAAGGUCCUGCCCGAGGGCGAGGGGGAUGGGGAUAGGGGGCCAGACCAGGGGAUGAUGGAUGGACAGUCCUCCAGCCAGAUCACGCUGGACUUCGAAGGGACCUCGGUAACCACGCCCAGCGACGGAGACCGGGACGGCGUCUCGCUGAACGACACAGACACGUCCAGCACAAGAGAGAGGCGGGACUCGGGGGUGGGGGCCUCACUGACUCGGCCUCGUCUCAGGUGGCCAAGCUUCAGGAUGUCCAACCGCCUCAGCCAAUCAGGAGAUUCGUUACAGAUCUCUAGCCAGUCAGCAGGCCAGCUCUGCCUGUUACAGAAAUUCUCACUUCUGCGUCUCACCGCCAUCAUGGAGAAAUACUCGAUGUCCAACAAACAUGGCUGGACUUGGUCGGUGCCGAAGUUCAUGAGGCGGAUGAAGAGCCCAGAGUACCGGGACAAAAGUGUCUUUGGCGUGCCUCUGAUCGUCCACGUGCAGCGCUACGGCCAGCCGUUGCCGCUCUGCGUGCAGGUGGCGCUGCGCUACCUGCGCAGCCACUGCCUCGACCAGGUGGGCCUUUUCCGGAAGUCUGGUGUGAAGUCUCGGAUCCAGGCCCUCAGACAGAUGUGUGACGGCUCUCCGGAGAGGGUGAACUACCAGGACCAGUGUGCGUACGACGUUGCGGACAUGGUCAAGCAGUUCUUCCGGGACCUUCCCGAACCUCUGCUCAACAGCAAACUCGGCGAGACCUUCCUCCAUAUUUACCAGUACGUCCCUAACGAACAGCGUUUGCAGGCGGUGCAGGCCGCCAUCAUGCUGAUGUCGGACGAGAACCGCGAGGUUUUGCAGACCCUGCUCUGUUUCCUGCGCGAUGUCACUUCCUUUGUGGAGGAGAACCAGAUGACCCCCAUGAACCUGGCCGUGUGCCUCGCACCGUCUCUCUUCCACCUGAAUAUUAUGAAAAAUGACAACCUGUCACCGAGGUCCAUCCAGAGGAAGUACGCCACUGGCCGUCCUGACCAGAAGGACCUUAACGAGAACCUGGCCGCCACGCAGGGUCUUGCCCACAUGAUCGCAGAGUGCGGACGGCUCUUCGAGGUGCCUCAGGACAUGCUCGCCCAGUCCAGGAACUCCUACCUGGCGGCAGCGCUGCUAGCGCCCUCUCUGGACGAGCUGUGCAAACAGACACACCAGCACGAGGAAGACGACGAUGAAGAGGAGGAGGAAGGCUAUCGCUCCCACAUGGAGGGGCUGAUCUGGAGCCUGCAGAAAGACGCCAGAGACAAGGCCAAGUGCUGGGUGAGCCGGCCCAACCUGGACAACACGGAGCUCUCCUUCAAAAAGGUGGGGGACGGAAGCCCCCUGCGGCGGUGGCGUGUCUCGGUCGAGGUGGAGGCUCCGCCCUCCGUGGUGCUGAACCGGGUGCUUCGAGAGCGCCAUCUGUGGGACAGCGACCUUCUGCAGUGGAAAGUUCUGGAGACGCUGGAUAGGCAGACGGAGGUGUUCCAGUACACCCUCAGCAGCAUGGCCCCGCACCCCAGCAGAGACUUCCUGGUGCUGAGGACGUGGCGAACAGACAUGCCGAAAGGUGUGUGUGUGUUAGUGGCGGUUUCCGUUGAGCUUGAUGACUGGGUGUCUGUGAGCGGAGUUCGGGGAGUGGUGCUGGAGUCACACUACCUUCUAGAGCCAUGUGGCUCUGGCAAGUCGAGGCUCACACACAUCUGCAGAGUGGACCUCAAGGGCAAAUCUCCUGAGUGGUACAACAAAGCUUUUGGCCAUCUGUGCGCCGCUGAAGUUGCACGCAUUCGAAGCUCCUUCCAGCCACUGGACACCGAGGGCCCUGAGACUAAGAUCUGAGCUUGUCCAGGGAGCAGGGUGUGGGGGUCAGCGCUGGGCUCAGGGUCAGGGUGAGGACCAGGGUCGGGGAGAGGACCAGUGUCAGGGCUGGGCCCAGGGUUGGGGUGAGGACCAGGGUUAGAUUCAGGAGGUAGAUGUGUGGAACAUGGAACGAACUUUAGAUACUGUAAGCGAUAAGCAAUAAGACAACGUAGAAGAGUGUGAGGAAGAGGAUGUAGAAGGAGAAUGAAAGACAACCAUGGCACUUUUUGCAGGUAUAAACAAUAGCAGCGGCUUUGGUGAACAAACCCGUUUUCGAUGACCGCGGUUUCCCACGGGCAUCGGAAUGGGGUGGCCGUGGCUCAGACCGUUUCUCGGGCAAAGGCGCGAGAGAGUGCCCGCUGAGCGGGCAAGGAGGGCCGCCAAGGAGUGCCAAAGAGGCGACGAGAGGAUGCGGUUCGGCUCGGCUCCCACGGGCUGUGGCUCUGGUCUGUGCAGUGCUGUGUGCUACCUGACCCCUGCAGCACUCCUGGACUAAACCCUGCCCACGCCUGCAUUUAACCCUUGCAAAUGGCUUUAACAAACACUGCAUCCAGCAGUAGAUAUGAUGAAGAAAAUUCCACAGUCCAGCCAUCACGGUGCACGUCUAGUUGAUUGAUUAAACUCCCGCGUAUUAAAGCCCCCCCCCACCCCCCCACCCCCCAGGGCAUUUACUGGCUGAACCUGAAGUGGCUAUUAGUCAUUUUACAAUUAGUUUUAAACGUGAGGUAAGUGUGAGCUCCAGCCCUCACCCGUUUACCUAAUUGUGAGCUGUGGUGCUGUGGUUCCCUGUGCUCAGGGGAGCCGUUCUGUCACAGAGUGGGAGGAAACUGUGGAUUUGGACUGGGACAAGCUGCCAUUUCAGUACAUGCAACUGAAAAUACACCAGUUUUUAGUUCUUACAGCUAUACUUUCAAGGCAGAUUUGUGUGCAUAAAUAUAAAAAGUAAUUAUUAUUAUUAUUAUUAUUAUUAUUGUCUCAAUGUCAUGCUAUACAAUGUCUAGGACAUUAAUCCAUUUCACAGCUUCUAAGAAGCAUGUCUGUAUUCAGUUUUAAAACACAACACUGUAAACCUACAAUAUAUGAUGUGUAACUGUAUAUAUUUGCAUGUGUAUAUGUUUAUAUAUGUAAUCACUGUAUAUUUUGUACAUACGUUAAGCUUACAGGCAGAUUUACCUGCUUGUUUUGCUCAUAACCUUUUAUCUCCUGUGUCAUAUUGAUAUGUUGAAAAUAAUGCAAUACCAAAAAAAAAAAGUAAGCUGGUGUUUCCAUGCUUCUCUAGUGCUGUAUGGAUGGGAGCAGUGUAUGUGUGUGUGUGUGUGUGUGUGUGUGUGUGUGUGAGUGUGUGUGUGUGUGUGAGUGUGUGUGUGUGUGUGUGUGUGUGUGUGUGUGUGUGUGAGUGUGUGAUUGUGUGAGUGUGUGUGUGAGUGUUUGAUGUGAGCUCCGUGGCAGGCCACACAUUUAUCACAGUUCCAGUGUAGUUCAGAGGGAAGUACAGGAGGAGCAGAGCUUUGUAACAAGGACAAUUAAAGCCUCACUGGGAGAUGCA